AUGCCUCUUUCCACUCAACCAGGCGCCGCAGGAGCGCUAGCCCGGUUCUGGCGUCGCACGUACGCACCCGAUUAUGUUGCCUUGAGCGUGGUGGCAGUCGGCUGGGUUAUGAUUCAGCUGUUCGUUCACCCAUUCCAUCGCAUGUUCUCCCUGGACAAUGUCGCCCUCCAGUACCCAUUUGCGCAGGUGGAGAGAGUAUCUGUGUACCGGAACAUCACUGACAUCCAUCGAGUGUGGUCGGUCAUCUACGCUGGAGUCAUUCCCCUGAUCAUCCUCGUCCUGUGGGGGAUCUUCUUCCGUCCCGAUGCCCAUAAAUUCCAUGUCACCGUCCUGGGUCUGGUGGUCACGCUGGCCGUGGGCUCCUUUAUCACUGAUCUUAUCAAGAACGCCGUGGGACGGCCGCGGCCCGAUCUCAUCGACCGCUGCAAGCCCGGUCGAGGAACGCCGGAUCACGAGCUGGUGACGUACACGGUCUGUACGCAGCCGAACCAACACAUUCUCGACGAAGGGUGGAGGAGCUUUCCGAGCGGACACAGCAGUUUUGCCUUUGGAGGACUGGGGUACUUGGCGAUGUUUUUCGCCGGUCAGAUGCAUGUGUUUCGCCCCCGAGCAGAUCUGGCGCGGUGUCUGCUGGUAUUGGCGCCCCUUCUCGGGGCGUUGAUGAUCGCCAUCUCGCGUUGUGAGGACUAUCGCCACGACGUGUGGGAUGUGACCUGUGGGGGGCUGCUGGGCAUUACGGUGGCCUACAUGUCGUACCGGAGAUAUUACCCGCCGCUGCGGUCGGUGCGAUGCCACGUGCCGUACGACAAAAGCGACGUACCGCUGGUCGACGGCUUCAGCAAGCUGGCCGAUGACGAGGAGCGGCAGGAGUCUCGAAGUCACCGGACGAGUCCGCAGUGGCAGAGCCCUGAGGAGUCGUUUCAGCUGGAAGAGCCGGCGGACCAAGCACGAUGA
This is a messenger RNA of Rasamsonia emersonii CBS 393.64, 954 nucleotides long. RefSeq names its product PAP2 domain protein. Bases 1 to 954 code for a protein of 317 amino acids. The record is from RefSeq and is a predicted model, not a curated record. Gene Ontology annotation, biological process: phospholipid metabolic process. Gene Ontology annotation, molecular function: phosphatidate phosphatase activity. Lineage: Eukaryota; Fungi; Ascomycota; Eurotiomycetes; Eurotiales; Trichocomaceae. The transcript has 4 exons.